CCAUUUCUCCCCGGGCUGAGGCGCCGCCGCUGUCGCCAGCCCCGCUCCAGAUCCCCAUCCCCAUGGAGGCAGAGCUCCUGGGCCAGAAACCCUCUGCGAGGAGACGGGGCAGGGUCAGCAUCUCGCCCCCGGCGGGCGGAACCCCCGGCGUGGCCGCCUCCUGCAGCCGGUACCCUCUGAGACGAGGCAGCUCCUUCACAUUCCUGACUCCAGGCCCACACUGGGAUUUCACCCUGAAGAGGAAGCGCCGAGAGAAGGACGACGACGCUGUCAGCUUGAGCAGCCUCGACUUUAAGGCCAUAAAACCACAAUUUUUAUUAACAUUUUUCAAGGGUCGGGGCCUCUGA
Messenger RNA from Camarhynchus parvulus, 347 nucleotides. Its product is annotated as neuroepithelial cell-transforming gene 1 protein-like. NCBI's taxonomy places the organism in Eukaryota, Metazoa, Chordata, Aves, Passeriformes, Thraupidae. The coding region runs from base 63 to 347 and encodes 94 amino acids. The transcript has 4 exons. The record is from RefSeq and is a predicted model, not a curated record.